Molecule: messenger RNA, 1215 nt
Organism: Phaeodactylum tricornutum CCAP 1055/1
Lineage: Eukaryota; Bacillariophyta; Bacillariophyceae; Surirellales; Neidiaceae
Exons: 1
Coding region: 37-1215 (392 amino acids)
Source: RefSeq, a predicted model, not a curated record
UGACUAUAAGUUGUGCUUCGCGGCGGGUACACCACCAUGAAGCCGUUACCGGCGAAUCAAACCAUUGUUUUCCUCUGUCUGUUACCUCUGGCGAAUGGCUUUGCUUCGCGAGGCUCGCGUCGUGCAUCCCCUGCUACACGUCAAUACGCGUCCGCCGACGGUAACGGCACCCCGCGCGUUCCACAAUGGCACUUGUCCAACGACUUUGAGACCUUUUUGAACCAACGCACGAUUCAGAGCUUUUUGUUUCUAGUGAAAUCGUUGCGCGAUCCUCAAACCGUCCUCUGGGUCGAAAACUUUACCCAGCCCGCACUACAUUCGGGUCGUUCCUCCACGUACACCAGUCAUCUACAGAGCGGAUCCUCCAGUUCGCAACUCUUAUCCUACCACGGCUUGGCCGCCAUGAAUGUGACGCGCUUUCCAACCUGGGAUAUUUACUUUAAAGAGCUACUGAAACAACCCACCGUAAUCUACACGGUCGAGUCGGAAUCGAAACACAUUCAGACCUACGAUAUGGAGAUUAAUCCGGGACGUUUGUGUGUGCGGAUGCUUGCGGUACGCCAGCAGAUUGCCCAGGAAUUUGCGCGCGAUCUGGACGUGGUAGCCACCAUGGGCGGACAUACGCUCGAGGCAUACUGGGAAUCCUUGCGAGCGUCCCGCCGUACCCCUUCCGCCGCAGACAACGAUCGCGACAUUGUCGGGAACUACACUAGUGGCACCAACCUGGUCUUUUUGGAACUCCAUCCCGACCCGACCUCGGACUACGCACCCUCGCCUCUUCGACAGGGCAACUUUGAUUUGCUUGUACUGUUGGCGACGCAAGAAGCCGUGCACCGCGUGCUAAACGAUCCUGCCCGCCAAACGGGCGUCACCAAGGUCACGAACGAUUAUUUAUGCGGCUUUUACGAACAGAGACUCGACACGCACUUUACCGGCGGACAGCGGUACCACCGCGCCGCCGAUUUUUUGGCCGAAUUGCUGGAAGCGCCUCCCCUUCUCCGAAGCGUUAGUGAUGGGAAUACGGCACUACUGGAUCCUACUUUUAUGGCCGAACUCCUUCUCCAUCAACGCGAAAAGGUGGCAAAGGAAUGGCAACUUUUGGUCCAAGCAGCGUCCGAAGUGCACAUGGAAAUACAACGGCUUCAAUUAAAUCGACUAAUGAGCGUCAAUACCGAACAGUCCGGUGUUCACGAAGAGCAACCACCAUUGUCGUAG